Messenger RNA from Helianthus annuus (common sunflower), 1220 nucleotides. RefSeq names its product epoxide hydrolase A-like. The record is from RefSeq and is a predicted model, not a curated record. The transcript is spliced from 3 exons. NCBI's taxonomy places the organism in Eukaryota, Viridiplantae, Streptophyta, Magnoliopsida, Asterales, Asteraceae. The coding region runs from base 92 to 1081 and encodes 329 amino acids. Gene Ontology annotation, molecular function: hydrolase activity.
ACGUUUUUGUCUUUCAUGAUAUUAUCAAUUUGUUUACGUGACAGCAUAAUCUUCACCCAGGUUAUAUAUAAAACCGUACCCAAUCAAUCACAUGAGCAUCAAGAAGAUGGAGGGGAUACAGCACAAGUUCAUAAAUGUAAAUGGGCUCAACAUGCACAUAGCUGAAAAGGGUGAAGGUCCAUUAGUCUUGUUCCUUCACGGAUUCCCCGAGCUCUGGUACUCCUGGCGCCACCAGAUUGUUUAUUUGGCCGAUCAUGGUUACCGAGCCGUGGCACCGGACCUUCGUGGCUAUGGUCAGACUACGGGUGCACCGCUCAAUGACCACACCAAGUUCACCAUCCCCCAUGUGGUGGGAGACCUGAUUGGACUUCUUGACGCCAUCACAAACGAAGGCGAAAAGGUUUUUGUUGUGGGUCAUGACUGGGGUGCUCUCAUUGCUUGGAACUUGUGCCUGUUUAGGCCCGACAGGGUCAAAGCUUUGUUCAACAUGAGCGUUGCUUUUCAACCCUGGAACCCAGAUGGAAACCUGGUCGAGGUUGUAAGACGUCAGUACGGAGAUGAUUACUACAUCGUCAGAUUUCAGAAACCGGGUGAAAUUGAAGCUGAGUUUGCUAAACUUAUGAGUUAUGAAACCUUCAUGAAAAAGUUCUUGACAUUAAGAGAUCCAGGGCCUCUUUAUUUCCCUAAAGGUAAAGGUUUUCCACACUCACCUCCUGGUGUCCCGGUGAUCUUACCACCUUGGUUGUCCGAACAAGAUAUUGAGUACUAUGCUAGCCAAAUCGAAAAAGCUGGUGGAAUUACCGGAGGACUCAACUAUUACCGAGCCCUUCCUUUGAGUUGGGAACUGACUUCAGCAUGGAGGGGUGCGAAGGUUAUGGUGCCAACAAAAUUUGUCGCGGGAAACCUGGACACCGCCUAUUAUAUGGCAGGUGCGGACGAGUAUGUAACAAGUGGUGGGAUGAAGAAGGAUGUUCCAUUGUUGGAAGAAGUUGUGUUGCUGGAAGGUGUAGCCCACUUCCUCAACCAAGAGAAGCCUGAUGUGAUCAACAAACUCAUAAUUGACUUCAUAAAGAAAUUCUAAGUGUUAUUUCCAUUUGGUAAAAAUAAGGGACUCGUAGUCAUGUUUCGUAUAUAUCCAUUGUUGCAUGUUCCUAUUUCUGAUAAUAUUGAAUCGGGUUGGAAUAAGAUGGUGAAAUAAAUUUCUUUAAGUUUGGUGCUAA